This is a messenger RNA of Liolophura sinensis, 674 nucleotides long. RefSeq names its product ganglioside GM2 activator-like. Gene Ontology annotation, molecular function: enzyme activator activity; lipid carrier activity. The transcript has 4 exons. The record is from RefSeq and is a predicted model, not a curated record. Lineage: Eukaryota; Metazoa; Mollusca; Polyplacophora; Chitonida; Chitonidae. The coding region runs from base 49 to 621 and encodes 190 amino acids. Gene Ontology annotation, cellular component: cytoplasmic side of plasma membrane. Gene Ontology annotation, biological process: lipid transport; ganglioside catabolic process.
GUUAAGAUUCUUCCCCCAGUGUAACACAGCAUACCUCUGGAUUUCAGCAUGGUCCCCACAAUUUUCCUCGUCGUGUCCGCUCUUUGCUUCCAACAGGCAUUCUCAGCCUCGUAUUUUAAAUUUGUCGACUGUGGAACGGAUCCUAACCGCCCCAUCAUCUUCAAAGAGGGAGAUGUUACCCCACACCCACUCCAGCUUCCGGGUACCAUCGGGGCUCACUUCACGGCCCAGGUUAAAAAAGAUGUGGGUAAUAACCCGAUUAUCAUGGAUGUGAGCAUUAACAAAACCGUGCUUGGCCAGCCCCAGAAGAUACCCUGUGUGUCCCAGGUGGGAACUUGCCAUUACCCAGACGUCUGUGCGAUGAUAUCCAAGUACAAGACCUCUGGGUGUCCCAAAGAGAUAGACGGAACGAACCUCCCGUGUUUCUGUCCAUUUAAGGCUGGUACGGUCACCCUAGCCCCUACCAACUUCGUUGUAGAGAAAGUCAAUGCUCUUUACACGUGGCUCGCAUCGGGAGAGUUCCAAGCCCGGCUUCAGCUACACGACUCAGUAACCAAGAACGAGGUCGGGUGUCUGUAUGCCCAAAUCCAGGUCGGAAAACAGGGAUUCCUGUUCGGUUAACUUAGCAACUUAACACUUCAUAUACUGUAAUUGCCUGAAUAAACAAGCUGACU